Molecule: messenger RNA, 960 nt
Organism: Meira miltonrushii
Lineage: Eukaryota; Fungi; Basidiomycota; Exobasidiomycetes; Exobasidiales; Brachybasidiaceae
Product: NAD(P)-binding protein
Exons: 1
Coding region: 28-855 (275 amino acids)
Cellular component (GO): intracellular anatomical structure
Molecular function (GO): oxidoreductase activity, acting on NAD(P)H, oxygen as acceptor
Source: RefSeq, a predicted model, not a curated record
ACUCAGCACCUCAGCCAACUAUCCAAGAUGUCUAUGACAUACAACGAAAAUGAACCUAAACCGGUUUCAAAACCAUUUCCAGAUAUUCCUGAAUCAGUCUUUGCACAAUUUUCAAUGAAAGGAAAAGUUGCAAUCGUAACGGGAGCAGGAGCAGGAUUAGGACUUGCUGCCGUAGAAUCAUUAGCAGAAGCAGGUGCAAAUAUUGCAUUAUGGUAUAAUUCAAACGAAGAAACAAUCGCAACUGCAAAAAGUGUUGCAGAAAAGUAUAAUGUUAAAACUAAAGCUUACAAAAUUCAAGUUCAAAAUCAAGAUUUAGUAAACAAAGGUGUAGAAGAAGUUAUCAAAGACUUUGAUGGUCGAUUGGAUGUAAUGAUCGCAAAUGCAGGUGCUGCAAAAUCGGGGGGCAUUAUUGAACAAUCAAUCGAAGAUUGGAAGAGACAAGUUGAUAUCAAUUAUUACGGUGUGGUGUACUGUGCAAAAGCUGCAGGCCAUCAAUUCAAGAAACAAGGCUCAGGUAACCUCAUCAUCACUUCUUCCAUCUCGGCUCAUAUCGUAAACGUUCCUAUCGAUCAACCUUGCUAUAACUCAACAAAAGCUGCCGUUACAAUGUUGGGUAAAUGUUUGGCUCGUGAAUGGAGAGAUUUUGCAAGAGUCAAUAUCGUCAGUCCUGGAUACUUUAAAACAAACCUUGGAGCUUCUGAUCGUGCUGAAUCCGAGGCAUACCGUAUGAGCGUAAUGGGCAGACAAGGUCACGUAAAGGAAAUCAAAGGACUGUUCCUCUACCUCGCCUCAAACGCUUCCACUUACGUCACCGGAUCUGACUUUAUCAUCGAUGGUGGAUACACUCUCCCAUAAACUCCCAGAAACAAUCUGUACAAAUGAGAAAAAUACAAUUUUGAAUUAUACUACACUAGAGUACAACAGCAUGUCUUUUUAGAAAGCACUUGUAGUUCUGAUCGA